UACCUUAGGUAGCCGUGGCUUUCUAUAACGAACAACAGUGGUCUUAUACGCUCUUUAGGUUUAGGAAGGGUUAGUAGAUUUCUCUUUUUGAUAAAACCCCUAACCUUCUGGUUCUGUACAUCGCAAUUCCAAUUAAUCCGUCAUCAUGAGAAUAUUCAAGGAUCUCAUCACAGGUGAUGAAAUGUUCACUGAUUCUAGUAAAUAUAAACUUGUUGACGAUUGCCUAUAUGAAGUGGAAUGCGUGCAUGUCCAGCGACGUCAAGGGGAUAUUCAAUUAGAUGGUGCGAAUCCAUCCCAGGAAGAUGAAGACGAAGGAACCGAAGAUGUUGUGGAGUCUGGCUUAGAUCUGGUUUUAAAUCAACGUCUAGUUGAGACGGGCUUUUCUAAAGCUGACUACAAAUCUUAUCUGAAAACCUACACAAAAUCCUUGCAAGAUAAAUGGAAGGAACUUGGUAUGAGUGACAGUGAAAUAAGUGAAGCCAAAUCGAAAUUCACAGAAGCAGUCAAGAAAGUUUUACCUAAAAUUGGAGAUUACCAGUUUUUUAUGGGCGAAAGCUCAAAUCCAGAUGGCCUAAUUGCUUUAUUGGAUUAUAGAGAAAAUUCAGAUGGAACAGAAACUCCCGUAAUGAUAUUUUUCAAACAUGGUUUAGAAGAAGAAAAAGUUUAAUGGAUUGUAAUUACAUGAACUGAUCAUUAUGCUGCUCCGAGUUUAAAAUUUCAUAUAUAUAUAUAUAUAUAAUAUAUUGUAUAAUAAGCCAAUUGUUUUGUGUUUAAUAUAAUUAUUAUUCCUUUUAUUUAUUCUCUUACGUUAAUGAUUAUCCCAUGGUAUAUUUAAUAUCUAAUUGCAUAACUGUUUCCAAUAUUAAGAUGUAAUGAAAUUAUUAGAUGUAAUUUGCAAGAAAAAUUCUCUACUGUUUUAUGCAUAUAGUAUGACAAAUUUUUUGCGAUUCAAAAUAAGUAUUGGCUUUCUUAAACAAUAAGAGACAAAUAUUCAAACUAUCAACAUU
This is a messenger RNA of Argiope bruennichi, 1007 nucleotides long. RefSeq names its product translationally-controlled tumor protein homolog. Gene Ontology annotation, molecular function: calcium ion binding. Lineage: Eukaryota; Metazoa; Arthropoda; Arachnida; Araneae; Araneidae. Bases 146 to 667 code for a protein of 173 amino acids. The transcript has a single exon. The record is from RefSeq and is a predicted model, not a curated record. Gene Ontology annotation, cellular component: cytoplasm.